Liolophura sinensis is the source of this 537-nucleotide messenger RNA. RefSeq lists its product as uncharacterized. Bases 28 to 480 code for a protein of 150 amino acids. The record is from RefSeq and is a predicted model, not a curated record. NCBI's taxonomy places the organism in Eukaryota, Metazoa, Mollusca, Polyplacophora, Chitonida, Chitonidae. Gene Ontology annotation, molecular function: sequence-specific DNA binding. The transcript has 4 exons.
UUUCGAACGAUCGAUAGAUUUUCUGAUAUGGAAACAGAAAAAUGGAAAUCUGUUACUGUGAAAAAAAUGAUGGCUGCAUGGGCAUACCUUCACCCAUCCCGAUGGACAACUAACGAGGUUUCUGAUUGGAUGGCGUUUGUGGCAAAGCGGCAUGGGAUCGAUGACGAAACUUCCGCCCGCCAUGUUACCGUGUUUGAAGAUGUCAGGGGAGACAAGUUAUGUAACAUGUCUCGAGAGGAUUUUCAGUCUUUAGAACCUUGUUUCGGAGGCUUAUAUUUUGAUGUGUUCAGAAAAAUCUUCCAUGAGUGCAUUCCACCCUCAGAUGUGAUGACUAGUGCUGCUCAACAUGACUGUAAACCAGAGUCCAGGACAAUACAAGGAUGUCAAACGUGGCAGGAACCAGCAAACAUUCAACCCAGACACUGUUAUUCCGAAAAUGACAGCCAGCCAAAAUCAGAAUCAACCGAAAACUUGCCAUAGAGUAUUUAUGAUAAAUUAGAAUAUUUCAUUUAAAUAAAGAUCCUGAAGAUAUUGGAG